This is a messenger RNA of Benincasa hispida (wax gourd), 1550 nucleotides long. The record is from RefSeq and is a predicted model, not a curated record. Lineage: Eukaryota; Viridiplantae; Streptophyta; Magnoliopsida; Cucurbitales; Cucurbitaceae.
AUGACAAGUCGAAAUCUGGGUGUGCUCUAGUGGGUGAAUCAGUUGAGGGGGUUGCACAACCUCAGACACAGCCUCCAGUGACCAAUCCUGGUGAUUCAGGUACCAUAGGGAUCGGAACAGUUGCUCAAUCAGAUUCUUGGCAAUUCUGACCUGAAAAUGGAGGUUGAGGUUCCUGUCGAUUAAGAUGACUACUUCAACUAUUCUUUUGUCCACUCCCUAUUUCCCUUUCCCGACAAGGAGAAACGAAACAAUAAAUUACUAGCUGAAGUGUCAUGUAUCAUGUCUUUCUCAAGCAAGUUCAGCGUUGAUGAACUUCAAUUGUUCAAACAUGUUCAUUUAUGCAAUUACUUGCUCAAUUCAAGCCUGUGGCUCAUCCUUUUGUAGACAGAUUUUUAUUUCAAAGAUUACGAACCAUCCUAAUGAAAAUCUCUCUGAAACGAAUUAUUUAUCAUCAAAUUUGCAUCAACUACCGUCUCUAACUACUGCUGAACUCAAAAAAUGAAACGAUUGAGACAUGAUAAUAUUUAUAGGAGAAAUAUAUCAUAAGAAAUUGAGGAAUUCUGAUUAGCCAUUUAAAUUGUUUUAAAUGUAUGUAUGGGGAUCAUCUGAAUUGGUUCUGGGUAAUUCAGACAAUACAUCCAAGACCAUCUUAUUUAACAUAACCCUUUCACUUCAUUGUUGUCUUGCAAGGUGAAGAUAAGGUUGACGGUUUGGAAAUGCUGCAGGAUUUUACAAGACUUGGCUUGUGUAGAAAUGGAGCCAAAACUUGCCACAUGAGAUUGACACAACAAUCCAAAAGCCACCCAUUAGAGACUCGUCGUAUCCACCGACUUACAAACUUCAUCCUCUGAUAACAGCUACAAUGGAAGAACACCAAAAACGCUCUCAUGGGCAUGGAACUGAAGCAGAUGGUUCAAAUCAUGAGUUGGUUUUAAUAGCAUUUGAUCGAAAUGGGGCUGCAAAAAACUCGUCGAAAGUCGGUCCCACUUCGAGAGUGAGAGCUUGUGAAGUUGAAAAUAUCAGUAGAAGACUGAGCAUUCUUGAAGAAGAUACAAGAGCUAUGAAGAAAGCUUUGUUUAACAAUUUGGAGGAAAGCAGAAAUCUUGUGUAUGAGAUAAACCAGCAAUUUCAGAACAUAAACAGAAGCCAUACAUUCUGUAAUGAGGUAGCUGCUGCUUUGAUGGCUUCUCUUGAAGAUCAUGAUGAGACACUCCAUCUUCCUAAGGAAUGGAGAAGUGGUGUUGGCCUAUCAGAAAUCUUUCACCACCAAACAAAUAUAUCUCUAGUCUUCAAACAUUUCAAAGCAAAUUUGCUGGCAUUGACAGAUUCUGCCAAAUCUUUGCAUCUUAUGAAAGAAAAAUGAUCUCUCUUUUUUCUUAGAUACAUGUAAAAUUGGAGACUUGAUUUUCAGUAUUCAACAAUCAACACAAUAAAUCUAAUUUGAACACCUGAUAUUUUGGUUGAGGAUGUAUGUUUAAUUAGUAAGUUAUAUUUAUGUUGGCCACCACUGAUAGUUAAUCCCAUAGCUAUCAGAUCUUUGGAUUUCAAAA